Gracilinanus agilis (Agile Gracile Mouse Opossum) is the source of this 3103-nucleotide messenger RNA. It is a transcript of the gene DAGLB, whose product is annotated as diacylglycerol lipase beta. The record is from RefSeq and is a predicted model, not a curated record. Bases 41 to 1813 code for a protein of 590 amino acids. Gene Ontology annotation, biological process: lipid metabolic process. The transcript is spliced from 15 exons. NCBI's taxonomy places the organism in Eukaryota, Metazoa, Chordata, Mammalia, Didelphimorphia, Didelphidae.
GAGACGGGUGACUGCAGGUGGUCCACGACAAGCUCCCACGAUGCCGGGGAUGGUGCUCUUUGGCCGUCGCUGGGCCAUAGCUAGCGACGAUCUAGUCUUCCCAGGCGCCUUCGAGCUCUUUCUUCGAGUGGUCUGGUGGAUUGGAAUUCUUAUUUUGUAUCUCAAGCAGAAAGGAAAGCUUAAUUGUGUUGGGGGAGCUUUGUUGAAUAGCUAUCUGAUUGUACUCAUUAUUCUUCUGGCUGUUAUAAUAUGUGUUAUAUCAGCAGUUGUGUAUGUCAGCAUGAAAGGAACCAUUUGUAAUCCUGGACCUCGAAAGUCUAUGCCCAAGCUGAUUUAUAUUCGUCUAGCACUGUUUUUGCCAGAGAUGGUCUGGGCUUCUCUGGGAGUAGCUUGGAUAGCAGACAGUGGUGUUCACUGUGAUAAGACAGUUGUGAAUGCCAUAAUUGCAACAGUCAUUGUCAGGUGUUCUUACAUCACAGACACUGAUCUUGUGCCCAGUGAUAUAGCUGCAGGUCUGACUCUUCUCCAUCAGCAGCAGGAUAAGAAAAUAAAGGAUCCUGAGGAAGUUGUAUGUCAUUUCCUGGAAGCCUCCCAGGAAUCUGAUUUGGAUACAGAAUUGGAAAAUUGUCACCAUUAUGUGCAGUUUGCAGCAGCUGCUUAUGGGUGGCCUCUCUAUAUUUAUAGAAAUCCACUUACAGGUUUCUGCAAGAUUGGUUGUGAUUGUUGCAGAAACAGAACAGCAGAAUUUGAGUUUAUUGGAGGUGAUAAUCUCACUUGUCAUUUCGGAUCCAUCCUGCAUACAACUGGACUACAGUACAGGGACUUCAUUCACAUCAGCUUUCAUGAUAAGGUGUUUGAACUUCCUUUUUUAGUUGCUUUGGAUCAUAGGAAAGAAACUAUUGUAGUAGCUGUAAGAGGAACCAUGUCGCUUCAGGACAUCCUCACUGAUCUGUCAGCUGAGAGUGAGAGCCUGAAUUUAGAAUGUGAGGUGCAAGAUUGUUUUGCACAUAAGGGGAUUUCUCAGGCUGCCAAAUAUGUUUACCAAAGACUGAUCAACGAUGGAAUUUUGAGUCAAGCAUUCAGCAUUGCACCUGAAUACCAGCUUGUUUUAGUAGGUCACAGUUUGGGAGCCGGAGCAGCUUCUUUAUUGGCCAUCAUGCUUAAAAAUUCUUAUCCAGAAGUCAAGUGUUAUGCUUUUUCUCCCCCCAGGGGACUUCUAAGCAAAUCCCUUUCUGAAUAUUCCAAAAGCUUUAUCAUAUCACUUGUUCUUGGAAAAGAUGUUAUUCCAAGGUUAAGUGUGACCAACCUGGAAGAUUUAAAGAGAAGAAUACUGAGAGUGAUUGCUCACUGUAAUAAGCCUAAGUAUAAGAUCCUAUUGCGUGGAUGUUGGUAUGAACUGUUUGGAGGCGAUCCAGAUAACUUCCCAACAGAAUUGGAAGGGGGAAACCAGGAAGACCUGACUCAACCUCUGCUGGGAGAGCAAAGUCUGUUGAUACAUGGAUCACCUUCGUACAAUUUUUUUGAUGACUCUCCUAGAGAAUCCCCAACUAGGUAUCCUCAUCUGUAUCCUCCUGGAAGAAUUAUCCACCUUGUAGAAGAUGACUGUUCAGGGAGAUCUUGUUGCUGUUCCACUUCCAGAUAUAGUGCAAGAUGGGCAACUGAAGCAGAAUUCAGCAAAAUUCUUAUAGGCCCCAAAAUGUUAACAGACCACAUGCCAGACAUCCUUAUUAGAGCCUUAGAUCAUGUAGUCUCUGAGAGAUCAACUUGUAUUUCUUGUCCAACCCAAGGAGACUUUAAUACUAAUGUAGCAUAACCAUAGCUUUUGGAAAACAGCAGUAUUUUUCAUCAUAUUUUGGGUACUCCAGGGACAACUGACCGAUUUGUAUUUGAAUAAUUUAUGAAGAAAUUAGAGAUUGGGUUUUUGCCACUUGGAAGUGACCAGUUAUCUGGGAUUUUGAAUACUCUGAGGAAACCUCUGUAUGAGGAAAAGCAACUAGUGGAAGGAAUCUUAAUGACAGUUUUAACAGAAUCAGGUAUGAAAGGAAAAAGCAUUGGGGGUAAGACAGAAUUACCUCCAGACAUGGAAAUAAUCUUAGAAGAGCCUAUAGGAAACUAUUUUUAGAGACUUAAAGAAGGAUGUGGCCCUUUUCUCUGUCAGCCGUGGAAUAAACUGCUUCUCUCUAGUAGCCAGGUUGUGAAGGGCCAUGUGCUCAUUAUGGUUGUGGCUGAAAUUUAGAGCAAGAAGUAGAGGUUGGUACCCUUAUUGUCAUAUUUAACAACCAUUUCUUAAGCCACUAAAUUUAUCUACAGGGAUUAAUUACCUCAAAUGCAACCCCUUAACUAGCAAAGCCUAUACUGUCACAGAACUCUAGAUUUAUUUGAUUCUUUUUUCCCAGCCUUCCAAGGGUGCAUUACAUUUUUUAACAGAUUCUCCUAACUCAAUCAAACCCAAAUAUGGUUAGCCAUGAAUAAAAUAAGAUGUGUUAAAAGUUUCCAUUAAAAGGUUAUCCUCAGGGAGAGGCAAGGCAAAAUACAGUCAGUGGCCCCUUGAAUAAACAAUGAGCUCUCUACAUAGGGAGCUCUUGCUAGGAAUCCUUUUGGUAAGCCCCAUCCCCACUUUGCCACAGACUUCUGCAGAAACAGAACUCCCAACCUAAAGCUGUAGGAGAGCAGAAGGGAGGCAGUGUAAGGUAAGAUGGGGAAUCUGCUCCUUCAAUGUGCGCUUUCUGACCUCAGCCAGAGGUCAGGAGCCUUUUCUAUUUGGACUUGCUGUUGUUCACUUUUAGGCCCGCAGUCCUGCACAUGCAGGCACCCACACCCCUUUGUACAUUUUCCUUCACUUAAAAUUAUUUUGUAGACAGCCAGUAUGUCUUUUUUUUUUUCAUCCUCUUUGGACCAACAAUCAUAAAAAGCAAAAAGAGAAAAAAGAAAACAAAGCACUUAUACAUAUCACUAUAGUAUUCAUAUAGUGAUGUACUUUUCUAUGGAAUUUAUUUUCAAAACCUUAGAAUAUGCCUGAUCAAACAGCCAUCAUGUUUUGCAUGUGUUUAUAUUAUGCUAUUGUAAAUAGAAAUAAAGUCUUUAAGAAUUUUUGUUAAUACAA